Messenger RNA from Sphaerodactylus townsendi, 3809 nucleotides. It is a transcript of the gene BLVRA, whose product is annotated as biliverdin reductase A. Bases 123 to 1013 code for a protein of 296 amino acids. The transcript has 8 exons. Gene Ontology annotation, biological process: heme catabolic process. The record is from RefSeq and is a predicted model, not a curated record. Gene Ontology annotation, molecular function: biliverdin reductase [NAD(P)H] activity; zinc ion binding; nucleotide binding. Gene Ontology annotation, cellular component: cytoplasm. NCBI's taxonomy places the organism in Eukaryota, Metazoa, Chordata, Lepidosauria, Squamata, Sphaerodactylidae.
CUCAGUCGGAGGCAUCGCUGGGUCCCACAAACAGGUUCGGCGGAGCUCCCUGGCACCAAUCUGUUGGCUGUGGAAGAGUUGCCAUCCCAGGAGAUCUCCAGCCACCACCUGAAGACUUGGCAAUGUUUGGGACUGUGGUCAUCGGGGUUGGAAUUGCUGGGUCGGUGCGGAUCCGAGACUUGCUGAAUCCUUUGCCUUCCAGUCCUGCAGAGCAUCUUAAACUCGUGGGCUUUGUGUCUAGGAGACCGCUAGGCAAUGUUCACCAGGCCAAUCAAAUCAGUUUACAAGAAGCUCUCGACAACAAGGAGAUCCACGCUGCCGUCAUCAGCACCGACAACAGAAACCACGAGGAGAGCAUUAGGAUGUUCCUGGAGGCUGGAAAACACGUCCUUGUUGAGUACCCCAUGGCAUUGUCUGCGAAGACAGCACAUAAGCUCUGGGAGAUGGCAGAGCAGAAAGGUAAAGUUCUUCAUGUAGAGCAUAUCGAGCUUCUUACAGAGGAGUACAAGCAGCUGAAGAAGGAGGUCGAGGGGAAGGAGCUUGUGAAGGGAACACUGCACUUCACAGGCGGUCCGUUGGAUGAAGAGCGUUCAGGGUUUCCCGCUUUCAGUGGGAUCGCUCGCCUGACUUGGCUGGUUGACCUUUUUGGAGACCUCACUGUCACGUCUGCUGUGAGGGAGGAGCAGAAAGAGAAGAAUUACUCCAGGAUGACCGCGCAGUUUCAGACGGCAGACAAGAGGCCUCUGACUUGGAUUGAAGAGAGGGCGCCAGGAAUGAAACGCAAUAAGACGAUCAACUUCUGUUUCAAAAGCGGGUGCUUAGAAAGCUUCCCCGAAGCUCCCCGUGGGUCAGUUGGCCUCUUCAUGCAAGAUCUCAUCUUCUUUGCCCAAAAGCUCUUGGGCCACGUUUCCAAAGAGGAACUGGCAGCAGAGAAGAGGCGGAUUCUGCGGUGCCUUGACCUGGCCGAUGAAAUUCAAGCACACUGUGAGCGGACAGCCAAAAUCUACUCUUGAGACCUCGCCCUAUAGAGCUGCUACCGCUUGCACUCCCCAAAAGGUUGUGGUUUCACAACUUGUCGGACGCUCCAUUAAAACCCAGAAGGGUUUUUCUAACCAAUUCAGAUCCGUCCAAGUAUAUUGUGUUUUUAUAACAACUUGUGCUAGCCAUUAUAUUGCAUAAUAUGGUUUAAUCUGUUACUCAUUUCUAAAUCUAUUGUGAAUGCUGAUCUAAGAUUCACCAAAAAUGCCUCAUAGUUUCAUAGGCUGUUCUCCAUGUAAGACGGUAGCAGUGCAAACCUAAUAAUGCUUUCCUUGCAGUAACCCAUUUGAGUUGCCUUCUCUAAAUUUUGAGUAAAUCUGCUGAGGGCGGGGGUGGGGGGGGUGGGGCACUGUUGGAGUUUUACUGUGAGUCAGUUUUGCAUCUGAAAAUAUCUUCAUCUGAGGGCGGGACUGCGUGUGACGCAAAACACAAGGCUUCCGCUGAAAACAAGUAGCUCCGGGUUGAAUCCUCUGCUCAUAAUGCUGCGUCAGAUCACUCAUGUCCUUUCCCCGCUCCUUUCUUGACCUCAUUGGCUGCCACUGGGAGGGGAAGAAGAAGCAGAAGAAGAAGAGUCGGAUUUAUAUCCCGCCUUUCUCUUCUAUAGGAGACUCAAAGGGGAUUUCCCUUCCCCUUUCCCAACAAACACCCUGUGAGGUAGGUGGGGCUGAGAGAGCUCAGAAGAAGUGCUAAGAGGGUGACAUGGAUAAAUCUGGCUCAGCGUUAUAACGCCGUGGUGGCAAACCUUUGGCACUCCAGAUGUUAUGGACUACAAUUCCCAUCAGUCCCUGCCAGCAUUGGCCAUGCUGGCAGGGGCUGAUGGGAAUUGUAGUCCAUAACAUCUGGAGUGCCAAAGGUUCGCCACCACUGUUAUAGGGAUCCAUGGGACAAUACUAUGCAGGGCUGCAGUCUUCUGUAGCAAACCUUGCCAAGUGUUGCAUGAAAAUCAUCAAUCUAUGCAAGACACAACUGGCUAGAUAUGAACAAAUGUCCUCCCCCAUAACUGUCCCCUGGAUUCAUUUUGCCUUACAUUCCAUUCCUCCUGAAUUCUGGUUUAAUUAGGAGAAUUUCUAAAAUUAAUUCUGGAACUGGAGCGUGCACAGGUUGCUAUGGCUUCCGUUCAUUUCCCUCCCAUCAUUUUUUUCCUGCCACUUUUUUUCUCCUUUUUGUCCCUGAAUAUUUUCAUCGCUAAAACCCUGCAAAAAGCAAUCCGGACAGGAUUGCACUAUGAUUUACACCAAGGUUCUGUCUUUGCUGUGGUUGCUUCCGCUUGCAUACAAGGCACUAUUAUCACACUAUCACUAUGAAUCUUGAGACAGCAUUAAAAUGUUAUUUGGCAGUGCUUUAGCAAUGUGCGCAAGGUCAUCAGUAAUGUAGGGUGGACAGAAAAGACCUGACGCUCAGAAAAACUUGGGCAAAACAUAUACGGUGCUCUGUGAUAAACUGAAAAAUAAAAAAAUCUGAACGGUCCAGAAUUCCUAAUGGAUUGGUUUAAGUUCUGAAAGAAGACUAAAUUACUGAGGGCCAAAAUAUACAAUACACCCAAGUCGUGUCAGGUAAUGAGUGUGUAACUGUGCUCACAAGCAGAUGUGCAUGGAGGCCAGAGAAAACUCACUUUAAGCAAAACUCUUCAUUUGGCUCUCUGUGGAAAUACUGCAAAGAGAAGGAGGUUCCACUCCCUUCCACACCUCUUUCUCCAGUGGACAUAGCAGCACUGUGGUCGGGAUUUUGUCCCUUUUCUCUUGCUCCAUAUGUCCUUCCAAGGGUGAAAAGUACCCUCCCCCUUGCAAUUUCCAGUGGCAAAAAAUGGGGUCAGAGGGAAACCAGAGGCUUCUUCUCCCACCCCACAGCACUGAGCAAAUGAGUGCUAUUUAGGAUGACUUUCUCGAGGUACAUCUGACUGCGAGUCCAGCAUUCAUCCACCACAGGACACUUGUUGGGUGUAUUAUGUAUUUCGAUCCUGAGAAUUCCAAAUUUAGGAUGGCCUUUCCUUGCCUGUUCUCUAAGUGCCAUAAACAUGUGCAACAAAUUCUAAUAAUUGGAGAUCUGAAUUUGAGUGCAUUGUGGGGCAGGAGUAUCCAGGAGGUAGCAAAAGAUUUAUACUAUUGUGCAAAUACAAGCAGGAUCCCCGCCCCUCCCCCCCCCAGCCUGCCCAACCCCAGCUUCGUCAUCUCAAUGACAGCAACAGCUUUCCCAUCUUGCUCGAUUCCAGUUUCAACAUGGCAGCAGCCCAGUUCAAUCGACCCCAGUUUAGCUGUAGCAGAAGAGAAGUAGGAGAUGUAUCUCUGCUUAUGCAGACAAUGCUAAUUUAGGCAUUUCUUGCCACCAUCCACCCCCCGCCCCCCAGUUUUUAGGCUUUUCUGUGAGCCUGAGGGGUUUGCCAAAUUUGCUGAAAAAUGUGCCUUUUGACAGUGUGGCCCCAAUCUGCAGAUUUAAGUAUCCACCAAUAGAGCCACACUUCAUUGGAAUGCUGUUAGGAUAUUCAUUUGAUUGUUUCCAGUGAUAUGUAGCAACAGAUUGGAUGCUGCGGGGGCCGGAGGAACCUUUCCCUGACAACAAAUGAAGGCUCUCUGGCAUGAGGGAGCUAUUGUUUCUGCUAGAGCAAAGUUCCUCAGCUAGUGGAAUGGAUCCAUUAUGUCGUGUGUGUCCAUUAUUGACUUGCGUUGAUACUGCGGCAGCAAAGCUUUUUCCUUAAGUUCUAUCCUCCAAAAAAGUGUUGUGGAAAGUGUAUUCUACUUGCAGAUCUCAAUAAAAUGGCGUUACAGAUUUCUUCA